GCGCUUCUCACGUGUAAAUGCUGAUAUUUUUGUGUACGCUCUCGGGGGUUUCAUGUUGAUCGCACCCGACGCGUCUUCGCCGUUGCAAAUUGACCGACGUAUGACCAAAUCCGGGCUUUGUUGAAAUUUCGACGCUGUGCGUGUGUCGAGUGUCGGGAAUUUGUCGCCCUGAUUAGCACGAGAAGACUGAAGCGGCCAUCGCUUUUCGUGUUCUCUGCCAUGGUGGUAUCAGCUGGUGCUAUCCCGUACCCCUUGAAGCUCCGUGUAGUGUGACUAGCCCAACUUUUGCGGCACCGUUCGAAUAUCUCCUCGUGCAAGUAUCGUCUGUGUGUGCUGAACAGUCACCAUUUUUUUACCGAUGAAGCGGAGAAGGUGAUACGAGAUCGCUGUUGCCGAGAGCGAUUAGGAGACGGCUGUAAUUUGUGCACCGCCUCAUAGUGCGUCGUGCUGGCGAGCCUUGGAAUGACCUCCGUGGGCCAUUGGCAGAUCGAUGACAUUGAUGAUGCCUUGGCUGCGGACUUCGAUGGCAGCCUCUCUGGCCUGGGCAUGGAACUGGGCACUGCAUCGUUCAACAUGAGCGAUGCCUUGCUCGCUCUGCCUAGCCUCUCGUCAGUGAAGCAAGAGAUGCCUCGGGAGAAUGGCUAUGCCCUGGCCGAUGCCCUAAGGGCGGGUCCUGCAAGCGACUGUGGCAGCAACAGCUUGGGACACUCCUCGGAGGCUCGGUCAGGGUUGCAUGGAAAGAAGAACCGGCUGCCCCUGAGCACCGACGACGAUGUCACGGGUGCCAUCAAGCGCUUCUGUGUCAGCACCUCCAGGGAAUCCGGCGAGGACACGAGUCCGAGCCGGUGUCGGCACAGUUCGUCGGCUCCUGACCUGCGCAUGGCCGUGUACCAGCCUACGGGUCCGCUCUCUCUGCCGCUGCCACGCCUCGGACCCGGAGGGGAGCUGGCUGGCAAUAUUUCAACGGGUGGCUUUCAGUACUUUCUGGGAGCAGCGACGUCCAUUGCCACCAAGCUACACGAGGAAACCAUGACAUACCUCAAUCAAGGCCAAUCAUACGAGAUCAAGCUCAAGAAACUUGGUGAUCUCACUGAAAUGCGGGGGAAAAUGCUAAAGAGCACCAUUCGCAUUGGUUUUCAAGAACGUCGACUGCAGUACAUGGAAAAAGAACAGAUUACUCAGUGGAUGCGGCAGAGACCAGGCGAAAGGAUACUUGAAGCUGAUGUGCCCUUGUCGUAUGGAGUGUAUGAAGUGGUCAACACACCAAACAAGGUCCACUUCUGUGAAUUCCUUUGGGAUCCGACCAAAGAGACUGGAGUCUUUAUAAGGCUCAACUGCAUCAGCACAGAGUUCACUCCCAAGAAACAUGGGGGUGAGAAAGGUGUACCCUUCCGCAUUGUCAUUGAAACAUAUUCCCAUGGAGAGCCUGGGCCGCCUCAGAAGUUACACUCAGCUUCCUGCCAAGUCAAAGUGUUCAAGCCAAAAGGUGCAGACAGAAAACACAAGACCGACCGUGAAAAAAUGAUCAAGAGGCCUCUGGCUGAGCAGGAAAAACAUCAACCUUCGUACGAUUGCACCGUGUUUACCGAGUGCAUUUCUGAGCCAGCAUUUGCACCGGCCAGUCCUCCACUGAGUGCCAGCGGCAACAGCAAUAGUGGGGUUACAAGCCCAUCUGCAGCACUGGCGGUCGGAGCUCAAGGUCCGGCAGCCGUUCCAGUCGGUGCACAGGGGCCGGCCCCGGCCACACCAACUAGUGUGUUGCCCAUUGCGUCCACCGCUCCCCCAACCAAGCCACCACCGGUGGCCAGCGUUCCACCACUGCCCCCCACGACGCCUGUGUCUCCUCCUCAGCCCAUCCAGCAGCGGCCCAGUAGUACCAGCAACUACUCGCCUCAAGGGAGUGGUGAUAGCUUCCCUCCACCUACAGCAAACAAUGCCAUGCCGGACCUGAACCCUGGAACCCCAGGCAGCUCAACUAGUGACGUGCUUGAAGUUUCUGAUGUUUCCCUGUCAUCGCCGCAGAAUUAUCAGUCACCACCGAGCUCCCAUUUGUCGUCGGAAGCCAGUGCCAACGAGACGGCUCACUGGCUUCAGCAGAACCGCUUUGCAAACUUCACCCGCACCUUUGCUAGUUUUUCUGGUGCUGACCUUCUGAGACUCACAAGAGACGAUCUCAUCCAAAUUUGCGGUCUCGCCGAUGGCAUUCGGCUUUUCAAUGCCUUGCACUCAAAGACUAUUCGGCCACGGCUGACCGCCUAUAUCUCCUUGCCCGCAGAACAAGUAUUCCGGGCUGUGUACCUGAGGAGCCUGACAGUGCUGGAGCUGCUCAGCAAGCUGACAUCACUGUGCAGUGUCUCCCCUUUCACUGUUCAUGACAUCUACAUCGACGGUCCCUCUGGAAUUCACGUGCUGGUCACUGACGAGGUGGUCCGCAACAUGCCUGACGAGUCAAUGUAUGCUUUGGAGCUUCUGAGAGACCCAGACGACGAAGUCUACAGCCUGCUUCUGAAGUCCUACGGUACCAACACGAGGACGUGAUGAAGACUGGCUUGUGUAUCUGUCUUUUCUAUCAUUAAUUGCAUCGGGUUCUAUAAGUCUUUGCCUCGCUGACUUCAUCCUCUCCGUUACCAUCUACCACAUAUUUGUUGCAGCUUCAACUGAAUACCUGGCACUAAUGGGUUCAUUUGCUUUGCCCCAUCUCCCGAACGGGCAGCAAACAAGCGGCUCCAGGCAUCGUGCCGUAGGCAUAUGAACUAGUUUUGAUAAAUGAAUGUGGCAGCGUCAGCUUACAGCGAGAGUUGUUAGAAACACAAUUAAAAAAUUAGCUGCUACAACGCAUUGCUGUACACAACUGUGGCUUGUAAACAUAUAAUGAUAUGUCGAGAAACCUUGAAACCGUGAGCCUCUAAGCCUGGUUUAUUUUUCUUGUUUAUGGGGGCAGUGCUGCAAGCGACACAAAGGGCUCAUUGAGUGACACUGGCUUGCGCUUUCUUUUUUUCUUUUCAACGCUUCACUUUUUUUUUUUUUUUGACAACUCGAAUUCAGUCAUUGCUUAGUAACUCAGACUCUAAAAGUUUUUGUGUUAUGGUGUUGACUUGGUGUACUUUUCAUCCUUUGCAAGAAAAUUUUUGCACCUUACUCUGAGUAUUCUGAAACAUCAACGACAAGGAAACCAAGAAAAUGUUGAUACCCAGAGGCUGGAAUGAAUUUAGAGUCCCCUAAACUACGAUCGAGUUCACAAUCAUAUUAAGGUUUUUAUACACACACGCACAUACAGUCCCGUAAUUUAAUUUUUCUUUGUUCAGCUUCCUACUAGCACUUGAUUGAGGCCUCCUACAAGUUUGAUCAGUUGUAAGGGAAAACCUCUUUUUUUUCUCAUUUUUGAUGUCAGGGCAGGUCAUUGCAAUCUUGAUUGAAGAAGGUGACGAUCUCAGGUGCGUAGCCAGAAUUUUUUUCUGGAAAGGGGGGGCGGCACCUUCUUAAAAUGGCCAUUUUUCGCUCUCUGGACUAUGAGGAAAAAAAAAAAUUACGGAGGGAGGGGGCGCGAGCUCGGUGUGCCACCCCUUGGUUACGCCCCUGAACAGCUCUUUUCAAUAGCAUGGAUUAGAUCGUAUGCUGCACAAGACCGCAUUUGAGAUCGGAGUUUACUUUUAGCGAGGUCAAGGCUUAAUGAAGAUGGUCACUGCUUGAUUGUUAGGCCUAUUGGGUUAGAUGCUGUUAAAACGUAUAAGGGCUGUACCCCUUAGGUAUAGCCGUUUCUUGAAAGAAAGCAUAUUUUAAUUUUCACCUGUACUUUAGACAUUGUAUUAUAGCUUUUGUGUUGAGCAAUGUUGUAUGCUGAGACUUGACAGCAUUCUAGCCACAAUAUUUAUGUGACUAGUGCCAGGUAUAAGGAAAUAAGUUUACAUAUAAGGGCUCAUUUCUUCGUUAUGACACAAUGUUAACUACAUCUAACGAAUAGUAAUGCCAGGGAAAGUGUAGGGGAUGUUCUUAGAAGUAACUUAAUGCAAAUGUGAAGAAAGAAAAGUGGACGAACAGAUAACUUGCCGUGGGCAGGAACCGAACCUGCGACCUUUAAAUAACGCGUCCCACGUUCUGCCAGUGCCUGGCAAGGGUGUUGACUUGAGUUGCCAGGCGAUGUGGCAGGAAUUCUCGCUUGCGAUGUACAUUGACUUCCUCAAAAAUUGCUGUUACUUACUCUUAGAAAACGGAACUGUGAAGUGAUACAAAUAGUUGAACGUGCUUAAGCAUUGCUUAUUAGUGGAAAUUGCUAAAAGGAGUGCUUAGCAGGAGAAACAUUCUUCCCAUUUCUAUACACAUCAUCGUGCUAGUACCGUAGGCAACUUAAGGGCAAAUUUGAAACUAAUUUCACCUGGUGUCUCAAAAGGCAAUGGGUUUGUUGCCACGGCCGUAAUAGCCUCAGUGACUGAGUGACUAAACUGGCUUGCAUUCCAUAUUCCAAAGUGCCAUACUCUGCCAUUAGAUGUCACUGAUAAACUGUACCUUGCCAUUUUUGUAUUAAUGUUUUCUUUUCCACUUGACGUCUGGUUGGUGUUUUGAGCUGCGACAAACGAGUCUCUCCUCUUAAGCGCUUUAUUUCUGCUGGGAAUGUGUGCAGAUGUUAACAAUUCCAUCACUUGCAUCAGUAUUUUGUCAGAACAUGUUGGUCAUGGUGUAUGUGCCGUUAUGUUUGCAAUGUAACAACUCUUGCCCAGUAGGAGAAUUUUUUCUGAAAAAUGUUUUGUCAUUUGUUUGUGAAAGUUGUACAUAUAUGGCAGCUCAACAGCUCUAAAAACUGUUUUUUGUGUGCGGUUGUUGGGGUGUUACUAACACGUUGCACAGUUUGCGGAUUGUCCCAUGUCAUUCGUCAUCGGGGAGUGCUACCGAUGCAAGCAGUCAUCAUGGAUUCAUUUUGUUCGAAACUGUUCUUGCUUUUAGAUUUGCUGUAGGCAUUUUUAUUUAAAGAGGAUUGGGGGGGGGGGGGGUAUUUUGGCCUUUUGAUGAUAACAGAAGUAUGGCCUACUCUUAUAUAGUGAACUCUUGUAGCACAGCUGUUUUAACCAUUGCAAAUGUUUUCAAAAUGAAUACAACAAUGCAGAUGGUUUUCUUUAAUAAGCACUUGAUGGAUGAGACUGAUGCAGCAGGCUAGCCACACUAGAGGUCUCUGCAUCUGGAGUUAUGUUAGUGGUAGUGGGUCAUCCUUUAAAGGGACACCAAAAUCAAAUAGCAAUUUAUGUCAAAGUGAAAGAAGUUCAAUGUAUGAUAACGUCUGAAACGGCAAUGCUAUCAACAGCAGUGCCCUACUUGCUGAGAAAUCGAAAUUAAGGUUGAUGUACCACACGACAGGCCCCAUGAGUGGGAUGUUUUGGUAAUGAUCCCGAUGACAGGAGAGCAUCCGACUGCAAUUAAUCAAAAGUAAUCAAGCUAGCUGCAAUAAAAAAACCUUCCAUGCAUCAAAAGAUAUAAUAAAAUGCUGCUUGUCCAUUUCUGUAUGACUUAUAAAGAAAAGGAUUCGCCUGGCGUUUACUACAGUGAGUAGUGCAAGUGGUUCGAGAAUUCUAUUUUUGCCUGGAUAUGCUGGAUAGGUGGUGCCAUCUACUGGAGUCCAGUUGAACCAAGCAAGCAGUACCAUGGCCUUUGAGAUGGUAGAAAAUUGUUCUAUGGCCGUUGCUACUGCUGUGGCUUCCGCUACUUUCUCUCUGCUGCUACUAGUGUUGGAGGCCGCGCAGUAAGGCGGGGCAACGUUGUGCACAGCAAUAGUGACGUGUGAUGGACCACUUUCAGGCGAGGAAUUAGCAGUGCACUAACGUGAUGCGGACCUAUAAAAUGUGGUUUUAUUUCAAAAUAAGCACUUCUUUGGCACAAACUACGAAGUUUCUGGGCUGCUAUUUCAGCAAUUUUCUGUAUGCUCAAUUGCAAUAACUUGAUUUUAUUCAAAUAAUAAAAUUUCUCAUUCUUAUUCUGAAUCAACAUUAACUUAAUAUUUACCUUUAGUGUCCCUUUAAAAGAGGUGCCGCUGUUUCGUAUUGUGCCCAUGUCGUGUUAUGCCUGUUGGAAGCUGUACAUUUUAGGGCAAUCACAUUUAUUUCCUGUAGUGUUGUCAUUUUCUCAUUAUAUUUUUUUUAGAAUGUGAGACUGGGUGUUUUGAUGCUUUUAUUUUCUGGAAAAGUGUUCUGAAAUGGUACAAAAACAUUUUUAUUCCCUUGCACAAAACUCACUUGCGGUACUAUUUGUGCCGGUAAAGAGAAGAGAGGGUGCCUCUGACAUUUUUUGCACUGUCAAGUAGCAUAGCAUUUUUUCAUUUCAGGACAAAAAGAAAAUAUUAAGGGCAGCUCAUGUACUAAGUUAAAUAAGAAAAAAAAAACAUUUAGCCUCAUUUAUUCACUGAAGCUCUCUAAACACUCAGCAGACCUUCUUGCUUUUAUGAGGCCUGAUGCACUGUUUCGCGCAGGUUGCCUCGCUUACCUUAUUUCUCUCAUAUAACGGAUGUCAUUAGUUGAAGGGAUGCUUUAUUAUAGCCACGUCCAACACAUUCAGCACUUUUCUAAGCAGCUUCACUGUCCUGUCUCCCUACAUUUUUUUUCUGCUGUUACUCUAGGCUCUCGAUAAUCCAAACUCAAAUGGACCUCGGGAAUUCGUUCUAAUUAUCAGAAGGAAUCAUAAAAAAUGACUCGGGGGCAGAUUAGAAACUUUUUGUGAUGAAACGUUUAUGUAUAUGCACCUGUAAACAUGGGUACCUUGAAAUUACACCGCUGAAGGAUUUCCAGUUCAAUUCAUUCUGAAAAGACAAGGCGUGCAAACACAAGUUAACAAGAAGGAAGUUGCGAUACCACAAGUGCCGUGAUUUCCAUCAGGUGUCUGUGUUUUCACACCUUGUUUAUUUAGAAUGAAUACUUACCCAUCUAGAUCAGCUCUCUCUUAUUUCAUUCGACAUUUUAGGUGUCCGUGGUUAUACUGUUACUCAUUGUACAGGAUGUGCAUGCACAUGUAGUUAAACAACAAAAUGUGCUGUGUCCUGUAACAGCUCAUGGCCUCUUUCUAAUCCUAGUGUGCUUUGUCACAUAACGCUGUUUUACUGCGGCAAGAGCAAUAUUCGUGUUUCGCACGCAAUUUUCGGUGCACGCAGUUUAGCAAGUUGGCUUGUUUUUUUGGUUAGUUGGACUUGUGUAGGCAGGAAAUCAGCAUUAUUUGUGACUGGUAGCGGUAUAAAAACGAAAAUGUUUAGCUAGAAACAAAAAGACUUUUAAUGUUCUCAAAAGGACAAGACGAAAGAUUUUUUUCGGUAUGGACAAAUAAAUAAGUAUAAAUUGAAGAAAUUAAAUGCUUUAGAGAAUAUAGAAGCAUCUUCAAAAUAGAUUGAAAGUUUAUAUUCUCAGAGAUUUAGAGCUUGGGUUUAUCGAGAGUCUGCUAUACUUACUAAAAAUAUUCAGUCUUCUUCCUCGAAUGAAAUUUAAUGCUUCAUGUGUCUCUAUGGUUAGCUGAGCUGCUGAUUUGCCUCUAAUGUGGACAGGCCGGUUCACUCAGAUUUUUCGAUCGAAAUGUCGCAAUAUAGUAAUGCCGAGCAUGUUGAUGUGGCUUAUGGUUUCUUCAUAUCAUUGCUAAAGUGUUGUGUAGGGCUGGAAGUAGUGUAUGAAAAAAAAAAGAAAGUGUACGAAAGCACUACUUAAUGGCAUCUGUGUCGCCCUUGUUGGUGUGGCAUACCCUAUACAGUUGAACCUCUUUAUAAGAAGCAUGCUCCAGGCAGCAAUUCUUCUCUUUUAUAUAAGAUGUCUCUUAUAUACAAGGUACCACGCAUGAACUUUUUUAUCAACCUCACUGUAGGCACAAGGAUGUCUCUUAAACCCAUUUGUCUCUUAUAUCAGUGUCUCUUAUAAAGGGGUUCGACUGUAGAUGCUGUCCUUCUUUGUUUUUGAUUUUAAAUCACUGAAUCAAUGCCGCUGUUCUUAUGAGAGUUGCUGGCUUGGGGUGCAAAAAGAGUACUGAUAAGGGAAAGGCUGAUAAGGCUUUGAGUGUGGGUGAAGAUGUGUAGCAUUAUUUCAAUUGAUGCUGAACGUUUGUGCGCUGGUUGUGCGCUCGUUUGUGCUUGGAAGUGGAGAAGUCGCAGGGAACAUAAAAAGAUAUAGAGAUGUAGUGCUCUGUAGGACUGACCAUUACAAGGUGAAAAAGUUGCAGGCAAACUGCAGCAGCAACAUACAAAGUAUUGUAUAUAUAUAUAUAUGCCUUUAAAUGUUUAAUUAUAAGUUUGAAUGAUAAAGCCAUUUAUUUCAUUUGUUUUGAAAUCCUUACUUUCUUUAGGUUCCACAGUUACAGUUUUCAAUCGCUCAGGCAGCUGGAAGCAUUUUUUUAAGGCUUUGUGCAAUAAGAAUAACCUUUUAUCAGUUUAGUUCAUUGUGAUCAGGAAUAACUUGUGAAGCUUACAAAGAAGUUGUUUAUUAUUUUUUUGUUUUACCUUUUUUCAUCCUUUUUUCUUUUUGCCGUGCUGUUUGUUUAAACUUUUUUUUUUUCUGAUCAUUUCGUGGGGCUCAAUUUCAUUUGUCUUGUGUCAUUUCAUGUUAGGGGUAUCAUAUGAUUAACUUUAUGGUGCCUGAUGGAUGUGCUGAUACUAAAGUUUCUGUUUGUCUAAGUCCAUCAUCAUCCAUCUAGCAAUCUUUCUUGUGGUUUCUUUUGCUGUUUCACUCCAUCAUAUUGUCCUGCUAGUGGAUAUGUGGGAUCUUUAACAUAUUUGACCUUUCCAUAAACAAGUUUUUAAUCGCUUAGUUGUAGUCGUAUGCGAUGUUGUUCACUUCAUCACUGUGACACUGGGAAAGCGUGUCUUUUACUUACUCCAGAAGUGCUCGGUUGAUGCCUUGUCACUUGUUUUUUUUCUUUUACUGCUUGGUCAUCAUCUGUGUCUGUUUCUUUGGUCAUGUCUGCUGUAUGUCUGGUUGAAGAGGCUCAGUUUUAUGGUCAGUCAUAUUGAGGUGAAAAAAUAUAUAUGUAUAAGACAUCUUCAUUCAUGUUGACCUGCAUUGUUCAUGUUUUGUGCACUUGGGCGCAGAUAUGUAGUUUGUCACAGCGUUUUGUACAGAGAGCUCUAUUUUUUGCCAAGACGGAAUAAUAAAAGAGUUUAGGCACGCGCA
This is a messenger RNA of Rhipicephalus microplus (southern cattle tick), 9119 nucleotides long. Its product is annotated as transcription factor CP2 like gemini. Gene Ontology annotation, molecular function: RNA polymerase II cis-regulatory region sequence-specific DNA binding; DNA-binding transcription activator activity, RNA polymerase II-specific. Gene Ontology annotation, biological process: regulation of transcription by RNA polymerase II. Gene Ontology annotation, cellular component: nucleus. The record is from RefSeq and is a predicted model, not a curated record. NCBI's taxonomy places the organism in Eukaryota, Metazoa, Arthropoda, Arachnida, Ixodida, Ixodidae.